CGUGCUCCGAAGCGGCAGUACGUUUCGUGUCUACGUGUGUGAGCGUGCGCGAGCGCGCGCGCGCACGAUUGUCUGUUCUUGUCUGACGUUAGCAGCGGCAACACCAGCGCCACUCGAUAGCGGCCGGAAGGCGAUUCGAUUACGCGAACUGAGCCGCGGCAGCGCAGCGCAGCGCGAAGAGCUGGUCAGUGCGUGUGGCAUUCCGCGCCGAGAAAUGGAAGCCGACGAGACGCGUUCGGUCAGUACAAGCGUGAGCACGUUGCCGAGGUCGCAUAUAGUCGCGCGCGACAUCGCAGUGACAGCUGUGCACGUACGCCGCUUUUGAGUUUGUUAUGACAAAGAACGUAUCACCGGCCACGACCGGUCGCCGACCAUCAGUUGCGUAUCCGGAGAAGAAAAGACCGUCGUCGCCGUUGUUGUUAUCAUCGUCGUUCUUGUAAACGUGCGCGUCGCGAUUAAAGUGUUGUUGGUUCUUUUUCUGUUCGACUCGUGAGAGGAGGAAUCGCGUCGGGCGACGACGAGGGAUUAGGCACGCCAGCUUUGAAAGUCACCGGGAGAAAGAGAAUCGGGAAGAUGUGGUGCCUCGUCAGCCAAGCCAACUCCGUCAUCCUCGAGGUGCAGGUCGACCCGAAGGCCAUCGGCCAGGAGUGUCUUGAAAAGGCCUGCGACUGCCUGGGAGUCAGCAAGGAGUGUGAUUACUUCGGUCUGAAAUAUCAGAACGCGAAGGGCGAGGAACUUUGGUUGAACCUGAGGAACCCUAUAGAACGGCAAACCGGCGGUGGCGUGGCGCCGCUAAGAUUCGCCUUAAGGGUUAAGUUUUGGGUACCACCGCACCUGUUGCUGCAGGAGGCCACCAGGCAUCAGUUCUACUUGCACUCCCGCCUCGAGCUAGUCGAGGGUAGGUUGAAAGUCCCGGAUUGGGGCUCCGUGGCCCGUUUGGUCGCCCUGAUAGCGCAGGCCGAUGGUGGUGAUUACGAUGCGCUAUCACCGCCGCAUGCACUUUACUCUCAGUGCUGUCACAUACAACCCACGGAGCCAUGCGAGCCAAAACCUCAGGACUUCCUACUUCGGAUAAUUCAGCAGCACAAGGAAAUCAAGGGGAUGAAAACAUCGACCGCGGAGUACUGGCUUUUGAAAGAAAUAUCGAACCUCGACACUUUCGGCCAGGAAAUGUUUCACAGUAAAUUCGGACAAUACAACGGAGUGUCUAUGAUUGGUGUCGGUCCACAUGGAAUUACGGUCUAUCGCAAUCAAGAUGAAGAAACGCAAAACAUACCGUAUACGGCUAUACAAAGCGCGACGUCACAACGGCGGAUGUUCCACUUGGUCUACCUCUCACUCGACGGCGAGGAGACAUCGUUGGACUUUAAAUUAGACUCGAGUCAGUCCGCCAGCGGGCUUUACAGAGCGAUCACCGAGAAACACGCGUUUUACAGCUGCGAGACAGUCAGAAGCGCAGUCACCGCGCAGUUUAUACGCGAUUUAAAGGGGACAAUAAUUUCCAUCUUCAACGAAGACUCGACGUUGGGGAAGAAGUACGUGUUCGACAUACGCAGGACCUGCAGGGAGGUCUACGACAAUGCGCGACGUGCGCUCUAUUGCGAGGCGGCCACCAUAGCGUUGCCUGAGGAGAACGAGAUCCUGGAUAGGCAUGGCUGCAGCGAAUGCGAGAAUCCCAAAUGCAAGGAAUCGCGGGAAUGUCUGGCUAGAUUAUUGGACGCGAUGCUCUGCCGGAUCUGCAUGGAUCGAAGCUUGGAUACCGCCUUGUUUCCCUGCGGACACGCUGUGGCCUGUUUGGACUGCGCUCGUCGUUGCGAGCGUUGCCCAUUAUGUCGGGCCAACAUCGACUAUUGCCGGACGAUAUACCUCCCGAUUGAGCUGACACACAUUGACAAGCACAAUCCCAAGCUAUUGUCAGAAACAAUCGAGCCUGUAUUUAGCAAGCCGCUGGCAGAACAAAUAAAGGAGCGCAUUUUGAGCGGCGAGGCGCCGGUAAAUAAUAACAUUUGAGAACGUCGUGUUAAGCGCAGACUGGGCGCGUUCGAGAGAUUCUUCAGGAUUGUUACUUGUCGUGCAGGAAGGACGUAUUGAAGCAUCGGCAUGAAGUAAUUUUUCCGCAAAAAAACGAACCGAGCGUGUCAAAAAUUUAAUUUCGUAUAAUACUGAAUUCUUAACAUGCAACCGCGUACUUUGACAUUAUUCCUUCUAUCUUUUUUUAUUUCUUUUUUUACUUUCAUUUCUUAUUUGCUAAUUUAACUCAUGAGGAAUGAUUCAGAGAUACGCAAUUUUCAAUAUAAUUUUUCCCGUCUCAACUGUUUUAGGGAGGAUUUCUUAUCGAUAUCAGCGAGAUAGUUGAACACGCGUUUAUAAUCUAACUUAUUAUUGCGCUUGCGUAUAGACAGGGUUGCAAGUUAUUACGAAAAAUUGAUUUGCACAAUGUUUUUUCACAUCGUUUCUACAGAGAUCGAUAAAAUUAUCAAGGAGAACUUUACUUGGUUUUCUGACCAAAGAAAUAUGCGUUAUCCAAUAGUAGUUUUUUAAGCACGUCUUUUUAAUAAUUAACGAAUAUAGUGAACGGUCUGAAUGUGCUAAAAUUAAGAGACGAUUUGACAGUACUGUGAUUGAAGAUGAUAUUGUUGGAAAUACGCGAGAAUAUCGUAGAUAAAUCUGACGACGGAAUCAUAAAUUACAUCGUCGUCUACAUAUUCAUAAUGAUGUUAAAAAUAGCCCUUUUAAUUGAACGGCCGAAAAGUGCUAUUAGCAGCAUGGAUCUCUAUAAGAAACAGUGCUGCCAACACGUGUGAAAAAAAAUAUAAUUUGUAUUACAAGACAAGAUUCACGCGCGACGAGGUAAAUUCACGCGUAAAUUUUUCUUUUCAACUGAUGAUCGGACCAAUAUUUUUCUUUUUAUUUUAUAAUCUUUAUUAAUGCUUUCGUUCCUCUUAGAUAGAUUAUAUGCUUUUUUGCAUAUGUUUAUUCUGAUCUAAAUACACUCACUGGUUACUUGGGUCGAGACCUUAUCGAAAUCAGUAACUCGGCACAUAUUUUUAAUACAACAUACAUUAUACUCAUUACGCAUAUGCGAUAUCGUUUACAAAAUAACCGCUAACGACAGAGUCGCUUCUAAUGGAUGUUUCAAUAAAACGGGAUUUGAAUCUUACGUAGUAAGUGUCGAUAUUUACUUUAAUCGCGACGUUUAAAAAAAAUGCAACAUAUAAAAAAAUGCGUCUAGAAUACUAAGUGAACUAAUUACAUGUAAUUAAAUCGUAGAUUGUAAUUAUAUAUGAAGAUUGUCGUGGACAAUGCGGAUGUCACAUUGAUAUGUAUAUUAUGGAUCUAUUUUUAUCAUUAUAACAGAACAAGAAGAAAUUAAAACGCGUAAUCACAUUG
Odontomachus brunneus is the source of this 3390-nucleotide messenger RNA. RefSeq names its product E3 ubiquitin-protein ligase MYLIP (gene dnr1). NCBI's taxonomy places the organism in Eukaryota, Metazoa, Arthropoda, Insecta, Hymenoptera, Formicidae. Gene Ontology annotation, biological process: ubiquitin-dependent protein catabolic process. Gene Ontology annotation, cellular component: cytoskeleton. Gene Ontology annotation, molecular function: ubiquitin-protein transferase activity. Bases 574 to 2010 code for a protein of 478 amino acids. The transcript has 7 exons. The record is from RefSeq and is a predicted model, not a curated record.